Pichia kudriavzevii is the source of this 2133-nucleotide messenger RNA. RefSeq lists its product as uncharacterized. Lineage: Eukaryota; Fungi; Ascomycota; Pichiomycetes; Pichiales; Pichiaceae. Gene Ontology annotation, molecular function: protein binding. Gene Ontology annotation, biological process: cell division. The transcript has a single exon. The coding region runs from base 1 to 2133 and encodes 710 amino acids. The record is from RefSeq and is a predicted model, not a curated record.
AUGGUAAAUGACAGUCCAAAUAACUCCAUAUUGACGUUUUCACCUCUGAUGACAACCAAGAAGGUCAGAGAUCAUUUUCAGACGCCAAACCAGAAAAACACCAAAACUACAACAGUACAACAGAACCAGAACACACAGAGAUUAAACAGUGCACAAAAGUCGCAAUUUUUCCCCCUGCCGAACUCGUAUUUACAUCAAUCUUCACCACAGAAUGCUCGGCUUAUAAACUCCAUCAUGGAAGAUCCAAAUGACGAAACCAACAAUAAUACUGCGGAGGAGGUGAAGAAUGUCAUGAAUUCAACUACACAGGUUAACGAGGAUCCAGAUAAGUCGGGUCCCUACACGAACAACAUAAACAACCUAGAAACAUCGACAAUAGUAGACAUGAACCAGCCGCUGACACAAGCAGAUAAACUACGGCUUUGGAGACACGAUGCAUUGUUACAGCAUCAUUAUAAGACUGCAGUAUACAUUGGAGACAAGAUUUUAUCUCUUACGGGAGAUCCAAAUGACGCAUUCUGGUUAGCACAGGUGCAUUAUUCUUCAGGGAAUUAUCAAGUAGCAAGAAAUUUACUACUGGGCCCGAAAUUUGAAGAUUCAAUUGGAUGCAGAUAUCUUGCUGGUCUUUGCUUGUAUAAAUUGGAUAAAUUGGAUGAAGCCUUGGAUAUAAUAGGUGAAAUCAACCCCUUUAAAAAAGAUCACUCAAUAAGAAACGGCGAUGGAGGUAUUAAGCUUGAAGCAUCCAUGUGCUAUCUUCGUGGUUUAGUUUACAACAAACAGAACAACUUUGAGAGAGCAAAGGAAUGUUUCAAGGAAGCAGUUCUUGUGGAUGUGAAAUGUUUUGAGGCCUUUGACGAGCUGAUAUCGAAUCACUUGUUAUCUCCAGAUGAAGAGUGGGAGUUGCUGGAGUGUCUCAAUUUUGAUGAUGCAGACAACAAUAACGAGCUGGUGAAAAUGUUAUAUACUACAAGGAUCAACAAGUAUAAAAAUUUAAAGAUGUUUGAAGAAUCAAAACAACGUUUGAUUGAGGAGUUCAAUUUGGGUGAUAAUAUCGAUGUUUUGCUAAGCCAGGCAGAAUUGUAUUUUAUUCAAUGCAAAUUCCAGAAAUGUCUAGAAUUAUGUAGUACCAUUAUUGAGAGAGACGAAUUAAACAUCCCCGCCCUAUCAAAAUAUUUAAGUUGUCUUUACGAAGUAGGAGGGAAGAACAAAUUGUUCUUAACAGCUCACAAAUUGGCUGAAGAUUAUCCCAAUCAUUAUAUAACGUGGGUUGCAAUUGGAAUUUACUAUUUCUCAAUAAAACAGACAGCAGACGCUAGGAUGUUUUUCUCCAAAGCUUCCAUAAUAAACCCCAACUUUGCUGCAGCGUGGAUAGGAUUUGCUCAUACUUUUGCAGCUGACGGAGAGCACGAACAAGCUAUAAGUGCCUAUGCGACGGCAUCGAGAUUAUUCCCGGGAACUCAUUUGCCGAAUCUUUUUCUCGGCAUGCAGUACUUGCAGAUGAACAACUACACCUUAGCAUGGGAAUACUUGAACUUUGCAUAUUCAGUAUGUUCGAGUGAUCCACUUCUAUUGAAUGAAAUUGGUGUUUUAAACUAUCACAAAGAUGAACUUCAACGAGCCGAAUUCUAUUUAAGGAAAGCUUUGGGCGCAUCAAGGAGCUUAGAAUACGGCUCUAAAUCUUGGUGCUCAAUUCAUUGCAAUUUGGCACAUGUUUAUAGAAGAAUGAACAAACUUGAGAAAUCAGUGAUGCACUUUAACGAGGUUUUGAAAAUAUCCAAAGAUGAUGUCAAUAUUUUUUCCACUUUAGGACUAAUCUACCUGAAAAUGGGUAAAAUAGCUAAUGCUAUUGAAUACUUGCAUAUCGCCUUGUCUAUACAACCUACCGAUUCAAUAGCAACAGAUUUAUUAGAUAAAGCAUUGGACUUAAAUUUGAAGCUCGCCAAUAAGAAAAUGUUGGACAAAUCACUCUCCGAAGGAACAAAUAAAGCCAAUUCAAACUUGCAGCAGCAGAAAAACUUUUCUGGAAUUUUAGGGGAAUUCAGCGGCGGCAACAAGCGGAAUAGAAAAGGUCUUGGGAGAUACCAAAACGAAGUUGAUGAUGAUGAUGAAAUCAUGGAUAUUGAAAGUGAGUAA